This is a messenger RNA of Nilaparvata lugens (brown planthopper), 8911 nucleotides long. It is a transcript of the gene ACC, whose product is annotated as acetyl-CoA carboxylase. NCBI's taxonomy places the organism in Eukaryota, Metazoa, Arthropoda, Insecta, Hemiptera, Delphacidae. Gene Ontology annotation, biological process: fatty acid biosynthetic process. Gene Ontology annotation, molecular function: ATP binding; metal ion binding; acetyl-CoA carboxylase activity. The record is from RefSeq and is a predicted model, not a curated record.
CGAGUCAUUAGGUCGAUGGUUUCCGUGGAGAUUGCAGCUCUUUCAGUUGUCGCGUUUCUGCUUCUAUUGCUGCUACUCCUCUGGACUCUCCUCUCUUCAUGUAUGGCGUCUGCCCUGAGGAGGCUGUUAUCUGCUAUCCUGCCCACCUCCACAGACCAAGGAAAUAGCGGCGACAAUCCGACAGUUGGAACUCCACAAACACCUGGAAUCGUAAUUGAAGAUUUCGAUAAAGGGAUGGCCGACGUCAGUCAGAACGGUGAUAAGUCGGGCGUCAAUUUCAUCGUCGGUGAUGAAGAUGGCGAUGGACCAGGACAUGAGGAGUUCGAACGCCGCGGGGGAGAUUCCUUCCCAACCGAAAAUGGGCCACUUCAAGUCAACUCGGGUCUCGGAAGUAAGAACAACUCUUACAACAACAUGUUUGGACUGGCCGAGCGCAGGAAGAGAUUACGGCCCAGUAUGUCUCAGGGAACGGUUAUCCACAAGGGCAUCAUGGACAAAGAUUUCACCGUCGGAACACCGGAAGAAUUCGUCCGCAGAUUCAAGGGAACCCGUGUUAUCAAUAAGGUUUUGAUUGCCAACAACGGUAUCGCUGCCGUCAAAUGCAUGAGAUCUGUCCGCAGAUGGUCUUACGAAAUGUUCAAGAAUGAGAGAGCCAUCAGAUUCGUUGUAAUGGUCACACCAGAAGAUUUGAAAGCAAACGCUGAGUAUAUAAAGAUGGCUGAUCAUUACGUGCCUGUACCCGGAGGAACAAACAACAAUAACUAUGCCAAUGUUGAAUUAGUCGUGGACAUCGCAGUCAGAACUCAAGCACAGGCUGUUUGGGCCGGAUGGGGUCACGCAUCAGAAUAUCCUAAACUACCCGAACUCCUACACAAGAACAAUAUCGCUUUCAUUGGACCACCAGAAAAAGCUAUGUGGGCUCUGGGAGACAAGAUUGCAUCCAGCAUUGUUGCACAGACGGCCGAAAUCCCAACUCUUCCUUGGUCCGGAUCAGAACUUAGAGCUCAAUAUUCUGGAAAGAAAAUUAAGAUCAGUUCUGAACUGUACAAGAAGGGAUGUGUUGCAUCAGUUGAUGAAGGAUUGGCCUCUGCUCAGAAAAUUGGAUUUCCUGUGAUGAUCAAGGCUAGUGAAGGAGGUGGUGGCAAGGGAAUCAGAAAAGUCGAAAGUUCUGAAGAGUUCCCAAAUCUUUUCAGACAGGUGCAAUCGGAAGUUCCCGGAUCUCCGAUUUUCAUAAUGAAGUUGGCGAGCUGUGCCCGUCACUUGGAAGUGCAGUUGCUGGCUGACCAGUAUGGAAACGCCAUCUCAUUGUUCGGACGUGACUGCUCCAUCCAAAGAAGACAUCAGAAGAUCAUUGAAGAAGCGCCUGCUGUCAUUGCCAGGCCUGAGGUCUUCGAGGACAUGGAAAAGGUGCAAUCGGAAGUUCCCGGAUCUCCGAUUUUCAUAAUGAAGUUGGCGAGCUGUGCCCGUCACUUGGAAGUGCAGUUGCUGGCUGACCAGUAUGGAAACGCCAUCUCGUUGUUCGGACGUGACUGCUCCAUCCAAAGAAGACAUCAGAAGAUCAUUGAAGAAGCGCCUGCUGUCAUUGCCAGGCCUGAGGUCUUCGAGGACAUGGAAAAGGUUGCUAUGGGACUGCAAUUGCAUAACAUCAAGGAUAUCCGAAUUUUGUAUGGCGAAUCACCCUGGGGAGACAGCUUGAUCGACUUUGAUGCUCCCAGGCACAAGCCUCAGCCAUGGGGUCACGUCAUUGCUGCUAGGAUCACUAGUGAAAAUCCCGAUGAAGGAUUCAAGCCAAGUUCUGGAACAGUGCAAGAGUUGAACUUCAGAUCAUCGAAGAAUGUAUGGGGAUAUUUCAGUGUGGGUGCUUCUGGAGGUCUCCAUGAAUUCGCUGACUCACAAUUCGGUCAUUGUUUCUCAUGGGGCGAAAACAGAGAGCAGGCUCGAGAGAAUCUUGUGAUUGCAUUGAAGGAGCUGUCAAUCCGAGGAGACUUCCGAACAACCGUCGAAUACUUGAUCACUCUUCUAGAAACGGAGAGCUUCCAGGCCAAUACCAUAGAUACAGCCUGGCUGGAUAUCCUAAUCGCUGAACGUGUGCAAUCAGAGAAGCCAGAUAUUCUGCUUGGUGUGAUUUGUGGCGCUCUUCAUAUUGCUGAUAGGACUGUACUCCGAAAUUUCCAAGAGUUCCAGAACUCUCUUGAAAGAGGACAAAUCCAGGGAACAACAAUGGUGGAACAUGAUGUAAAUGUUGAGCUCAUCCAUGACGAUCUUAAAUACAAAGUUUCGGUCACUAAAUCCGGUCCAACCUCUUAUUUCUUAGUGAUGAACGGUUCAUUCAAGGAAAUAGAAGUGCACAAACUUUCUGAUGGAGGUAUUCUGCUGUCAGUUGAUAACGCCAGUUUCACAACAUACAUGAGGGAAGAAGUGGACAGGUACAGAGUGAUCAUUGGAAAUCAAACUUGCGUUUUUGAAAAGGAGAACGACCCAACCCUGCUGCGCUCGCCCUCAGCUGGUAAGCUGCUCUACACCCUCAUUGAAGAUGGAGGACAUGUGGACAAGGGUCAGGCCUAUGCUGAGAUUGAGGUAAUGAAAAUGGUCAUGACUCUGACAGCCAAUGAGUCAGGAACUUUGUUCUACACAAAGAGGCCAGGUGCAGUGUUGGACCAGGGAUCCCUGAUCGGUCAUCUGGAACUGGAUGACCCAAGUCUGGUCAGAAAAGCUGUAGACUACAAGGGACAAUUCCCAGAGCUUGACCUUUCCACACCACACAUCGGUGAAAAGAUCAACCACGCUCAUAACAGCUACAGAACCAUGUUGGAGAACAUUCUUGCUGGUUACUGUUUGCCCGAUCCUUACCAUCUGGUGAGGCUGCGUGAGGUGAUUGAGAAGUACAUGACAUCGUUGAGGGACCCAACUCUGCCACUGCUUGAGCUGCAGGAGGUAAUCGCAUCGAUUUCUGGAAGAAUUCCCAUCACCGUCGAGAAGAAAAUCCGCAAACUGAUGACACUCUAUGAGAGGAACAUCACUUCAGUUCUUGCUCAGUUCCCAAGUCAGCAGAUCGCCAGUGUCAUUGACAGUCAUGCAGCAUCUUUGCAGAAAAGAGCCGAGAGAGAUAACUUCUUCCUAACCACUCAAGGCAUUGUACAGCUUGUGCAGAGAUACAGGAACGGAAUUCGUGGACGCAUGAAGUCUGCCGUUCAUGAACUUCUCAAGCAGUACUACGAGGUUGAAAGCCAAUUCCAACAAGGACAUUAUGACAAAUGUGUAUCAUCCCUCCGUGAAAAGUACAAGGAUGACAUGGCUAGCGUUACUGCUUCAAUCUUCUCACACGGACAGGUUGCUAAGAAGAACAUGCUGGUGACUAUGCUGAUCGACCACUUGUGGGCUAACGAGCCUGGGCUUACCGAUGAACUGGCAGCUACAUUGAACGAAUUGACUUCUCUAAACCGAAGCGAACACUCUAGGGUUGCUCUCCGUGCAAGACAGGUUCUGAUUGCUGCCCAUCAACCAGCUUACGAGUUGCGUCACAACCAGAUGGAGUCAAUUUUCCUGUCUGCUGUGGACAUGUAUGGACACGAUUUCCACCCAGAAAACCUGCAGAAACUGAUCCAAUCAGAGACUUCCAUCUUCGAUAUUCUGCACGAUUUCUUCUAUCACACCAACCGGCAUGUGUGCAAUGCUGCCCUUGAGGUGUAUGUGCGCAGAGUGUACAUUUCUUACGAUCUGACCUGCGUUCAGCACUGCGAGUUGUCCGGCGAAGUGCCAGUUGUUCACUUCCAGUUCCUUUUGCCUUCCUCUCAUCCAAACAGACAGAAGGUGAAAGACGACUUAGCAGCAGCGGCUGCAGCCGCAGCAGCAGCUGGAGCGGACGGAGACAUAGUGGAGCCAUCCUCCUCGGGGAGCCCCAUCAUCCUCCACAGCUACCAGAGAACCGGCUGCAUGGCGGCUUUCGAAUCGUUCGCACAGUUCGAAACCUACGCCGACGAAAUCCUCGACCUCCUGGAGGAAUUCGCUUCACCCGCCACCGUUUCACCCAAGAUCAUCGAGGCAGUGGAGAGCGGCAGCGAGUCGCGCAUGAGCACUUCCAUCAACGUUUCCAUCUCAAUGGGAGACAGCCGUCCCGCCGGUCAGGAUGAGAACACUAAGAUCGAGCCCAUUCAUAUUUUGUGCAUCGCUGUCAAAGACAACGGCGACCUCGAGGAUGCCAAGUUGAGCCGCAUGUUUGGUGAUUUCUGCGCCAAGAACCGCGAGGAACUGAAACAGCGGUCCAUCAGAAGGAUCACUUUCCUUGCUUUGAACAGACGCCAGUUCCCGAAACUGUUCACCUUCCGCAAUUGUGACAACUUCAUGGAGGACAGGAUUUACAGACAUCUUGAGCCUGGCAUGGCUUUCCAACUGGAGUUGAACCGUAUGAAGACUUACGACCUGGAGGCUCUACCAACUGCCAACCGAAAAAUGUACUUGUACUUGGGAAAAGCAAAGGUUGCCAAAGGACAGGAAGUCACAGAUUUCAGAUUCUUCAUCCGCUCAAUCAUCCGUCACUCGGACCUUAUCACAAAGGAAGCUUCGUUCGAGUACCUGCAGAACGAAGGAGAGCGUGUCCUGCUAGAAGCCAUGGAUGAACUGGAGGUGGCCUUCAGUCAUCCCCAGGCCAAGCGCACAGAUUGCAACCACAUAUUCCUCAACUUUGUGCCAACUGUCAUCAUGGAUCCUGCCAAGAUUGAAGAAAGCGUUACAAACAUGGUGCUGAGAUACGGACCUCGCUUGUGGAAGCUGCGUGUUCUACAGGCUGAACUGCGCAUGACCAUCCGUCAGGCACCCAACGCCAAAACUUCCAACAUUCGUCUUUGUCUGGCCAAUGACAGUGGAUACUAUCUCGAUCUCUGUCUGUACAAGGAAGUCGUUGAUCCAAAAACCGGCGUUAUCAAACUGGAAAGCUAUGGACCAAAGGUUGGACCCAUGCACGGACUCCCUGUGUCAACACCGUAUGUCACCAAGGAUUAUCUGCAGCAAAAGCGAUUCCAGGCUCAGAAUAUUGGCACAACCUAUGUCUAUGAUUUCCCUGACAUGUUCCGUCAAAUGACUGAGAAGUUAUGGAAGGAAUAUAUCGAUGAAAGACCAAACGAAAACAUUGAGAAGCCAUCACAGCUGAUGAACUGUGUGGAACUCGUAGUGGAGGAUGAUCACCUUGUUGAAAUGAAGAGAUUGCCUGGAGAAAAUAAUGUGGGUAUGGUUGCUUGGAGAAUGACGUUGAUGACUCCCGAAUACCCAGAGGGCCGUGACUUCAUUCUGAUUGCCAACGAUAUCACAUACCUGAUUGGAUCGUUUGGACCGAGGGAGGAUUUGGUGUUCCUUCUGGCUUCCCAGUACGCCAGGAAGUUGAAGAUUCCCCGCGUGUACAUAGCUGCCAACAGUGGUGCCAGAAUUGGGCUCGCGGAGGAAAUCAAGGCACUCUUCAAGAUUGCUUGGGAAGACCCAGAUGAUAUCGACAAGGGAUUCAAAUAUCUGUACCUGACACCCGAAGAUUACACAAAGAUUUCCGCUAUGAACUCGGUCAAGGCUAUUCUUAUCGAUGAUGAAGGAGAAUCACGCUACAAGAUCACAGACAUCAUUGGAAAGGAAGAUGGACUCGGUGUUGAGAACUUGCGAAAUGCUGGUUUGAUUGCUGGAGAAACAUCUCAGGCUUACAAGGAAGUCGUCACAAUCUCCAUGGUUUCAUGUCGUGCCAUUGGUAUUGGAGCCUAUUUGAUUCGUCUUGGACAGCGUGUGAUCCAGGUAGAAAAUGCAAACAUCAUUCUCACCGGAUUCAACGCUUUGAACAAGCUGCUAGGAAGAAAGGUGUAUGCAUCAAACAACCAGUUGGGAGGUAUCCAGAUCAUGCACAACAAUGGUGUUACCCACAAAAUCGAACCCCGUGACUUGGAUGGUAUCUACACUGUCUUGAAAUGGCUCUCGUAUGUACCAAAGGAUAAAAUGUCUCCCAUUCCCAUAAUCUCACCAGUUGAUCCGAUUGAGAGAGAAAUUGAGUUCAUGCCCACAAAGACUCCCUACGAUCCAAGAUGGAUGCUUGCCGGAAGACCUCAUCCAAGCAAAGCUGGAGAAUGGGAGAAGGGAUUCUUCGACACUGGCACCUGGGAGGAAAUCAUGCAGCCUUGGGCCCAGACAGUUGUGGCCGGUCGUGCUCGGUUGGGAGGAAUUCCCGUUGGAGUUAUCGCUGUAGAAACAAGGACUGUUGAGUUGGUUCUGCCAGCUGAUCCAGCCAAUAUCGACUCCGAAGCCAAGAACGUGCAACAAGCCGGUCAAGUGUGGUUCCCAGACUCGGCGUACAAGACCGCACAGGCCAUCAAAGAUUUCGCACAAGAAGACUUGCCUCUCAUCAUUUUCGCCAACUGGAGAGGUUUCUCUGGAGGAAUGAAAGAUAUGUACGAGCAAAUUCUGAAGUUCGGUUCAUACAUUGUGGACGCUCUACGUGAAUACGAGCAGCCAGUGCUGGUUUACAUCCCGCCCAACGGAGAACUGCGUGGAGGAGCCUGGGCUGUGGUCGACCCUACAAUCAACUCUAGAUACAUGGAAAUGUACGCCGAUCCUGAAUCAAGGGGAGGUGUUCUUGAAGCUGAGGGUAUCGUCGAAAUCAAAUUCAGGCCAAAGGAUCAGCUGAAGGUGAUGCAGCGUGUGGACCCAGUGGUCCGGAAGCUGAAGAGCGAUCUGCAGGCGAGCGACCUGCGCGAAGAGGAGAAGGCUAGCAUCGAGCAGAAGAUCGCCGAACGCGAGAAGAGUCUACUGCCAAUGUAUCAUCAAGUGGCGGUUCAUUUCGCCGAUCUGCACGACACACCUGAGCGUAUGCACGAGAAAGGAGCGAUCCACGAAAUCGUGCCAUGGAGAAAGUGCAGAUCGUUCCUGCACUGGAGGCUGAGGAGAUUGCUUCUUGAGAACAGCGUGAAGCGAGAUCUGGUGAAGGCACAUCCCAGCCUGAGUGAUGGUCAAGCGGAGGCCAUGCUGCGAAGAUGGUUCGUCGAAGACAAAGGAACAACUGUCGCAUACCUGUGGGAGGACAACGAGGCCGUUGUUGAAUGGUUAUCGGAACAGAAGAGCGGUGGUGUCAACUCCAUGAUUGCAAGCAAUCUGAAAUGCAUCCAACGGGAUGCCAUCAUAGAAAAGAUAAAAACUGCAUUGCAGGUGUCACCCGAUGUGACAAUGGACGCGCUUGUAGAAAUGUUCCAGACCCUCCCCGUGCACAAAAAGUCAGAAGCUGUGAGAACGUUGUCACACCUGGAGACUGUUCCGCCGGCUCCGUCUACGCCCCUCACACCUGGGGAACCUCCAGCCACACCAGAGCCCCAGCAGUCAUAAUCUGCCUGUUAAUAUUUAGCUUCGGGAAUGUACAAUUAAUCCUUUUAACUUAUACAAAUCACAUGGCAUUCUGUCCCAAUUCACAGCAAAAUUCAAAUCAAUUCGAUGAUAGUACUGCGCAUGAUCUCUGGUGCUCAACUAGAAAGUCGCCAUCUUGCUAUUCACAUCUCUAUUAGGCUACUCCUAUAACUGUAAAAUCAUAAAUAUUUGCUUUCUUUUUAAAAAGGCUGGUUAUACCAGAUCCGAUUGAAUUGAUAAGGAACUGCGUUGAUAUUAUAGUAAUAGAAUUGUUGUGUAGCUACAAUUUUACAGGUCAACUCUUUUACUGUCUGGAUAUUGUUUGUAAUUUAACCAAAUUAAGAUAUAUAUCAAGUAAUUCUCCUUUCUAUUUCGGACUGGUUGAUUGUUAAUCAGCGUUUAUUAAUAAAUCAUUGAUUGUUGAAUGUAUAAUGAAUCACAAUGCUCUGCAUUUCAGUAUCAUCGAUGUGAAAUAGUGUCAAAUUUAAUGCCAAAAUUGUAGAAAGAUUACCAGGCGUUAUACUGUUUCCAGUUUUAAUGAACAUUGAUUGUUUUUUUUGUCAAAUAUUGGCUAACGUUUUUAAUAUUUGUAUUUGCACACAAAUUAUAUAUUUUUAUUAUUUAUUUUCUAAGGCUAUUGUGGAAAUUCAAGGGAGAUGGUUGUUGUUAAUCAGGUAUUCUGCAUGUGUGUUAAGGUUGGCAUUGUUCAUAUUUGUGCAUUGUUGACAUUCAGUUUGGACGUUAUACUAUUUAAAAUUUUAUCUUUUUUAUAAAAAUUUCUAUAUCAGCCAGGAACAUAAUAAUAUUCUUAAUCAACUUUGUAUGAAAGAUUUUAGUGUAGAUUCUCUGUAAAUUAUUUUAGCGACCAUAAGAAGUUAGUGUAGCGUGUAUUAUCUAUAAUAUGCUAUAAAUGUUGUACGUACAGUAGAAAGUUUAGCAUUCGAGUGUAACACUAUUAUGCGUUACAUUCUGACGCAUCAACGGUAUACAUUUCAUUGUAUGUUCAAACGAUUCUAUUACUCACUGCAUCCAAAUACUCUAACCCAAUGAAAUACUCUUAUUAAUUAUUCAUAAAUACUCUUUAUAAUACUAGUAAACUGUUGGGAAACUUUCAGGUUUGAGCAUAUUGAACUGUAUUGAAAUGGAAUGUAUUAAAAAUACUUUUUAUCUUACGGAGCUAUGACUACAAUUAAAUGAAAAUACUCUUCUAGGCAGAUUCUAGACAAAUGUCUUUUAAUACAUACGGAGUUAUGACUACAAUGCAAAGAGAAUACCCUUCUAGGCAGAUUCUUCCGAAAUAUCAUAGAUGUAUCCUGAAAAAAUGCUUAGAUUUUGCAGUAGUAUGAUAGUAAUAAUAUAAUAUGAGAAAUAUCGUUGUACGGUUAGUUAUGACUAUGUAUGAAUUCAGGAACAAUGGUUUAAUAUCUGAACAAGGUUUCAAUAUUGUACAGAAAAUAUGGUAACUCACCAUAGGCAGUAACACUUAUACAUUUUUCUAUUGUUCUACAUAGUGCCUUUUUAAAAUUACAUAAUACAAUAUAAGUACGUA